UGCAUAGCCGUUGUUAGCCUUUACUUGGUUAGCCUUACCUGACAUGACUGUGGCUUUUGUUGUUGUUUUUUUAGCUGCUUUACACAGCUGUGAUGGGAAGCUGUCCUUUGCCUCGUAUUACGGAGAUCACAUGGUGCUCCAGAAGUCUCCGCAGAGAGCUGUGCUGUGGGGAUACGCUCCUGAGGGGUCACAGGUCACAGUCUACCUGUCAGGAACAACAACACAGAAAGUCUCAUCGGCACCUGUGACAGAAGGCAUUUGGCGAGUCAGCCUUGACCCCGUAGAUGCUGGAGGUCCUUAUAAUGUGACAGCUUUAUGUCAGAACAGCACACACACACUGACAGAUGUGCUGUUUGGAGAUAUCUGGCUGUGUGGAGGUCAGAGCAACAUGCACUUUCAAACAUCUCAGAUCUUCAACGCGUCUGAGGAGCUGGCUCUUUCAUCUAGAUAUCCUCAUGUAAGGACUUUUAUGACGGCUUUCAGGAUGAGUGACUCAGAGCUGACUGAUCUAAUGCAAGUGGAGCUGCCCUGGUCUGUGCCUGCAUUCGACACUCUGAGAAAGUUUUCUGCCGUGUGCUGGCUCUUUGGUCGCCACAUGUACGACUAUUUGAAAUAUCCCAUAGGGCUAGUAGAGUCCUGUUGGGGGGGCACCCCUGUGGAAGCAUGGUCAUCGUCCAGAGCUCUAAAGCAGUGUGGACUGAAGCUGGCUGGGGACAGCACCAAAAACAAUAACUCUGUUUUGUGGAACGCAAUGAUCCACCCACUCCUCAAUUUCAGCAUCUAUGGAGCCAUCUGGUAUCAAGGUGAAGCAAAUGCACAUUAUCACAAGGACAAGUACAACUGUUCAUUCCCGGCUAUGGUUAAUGACUGGAGGAUGGCCUUCCACCAAGGCUCAGGGUUGCAGACGGCUGUCGACUUCCCAUUUGGAUUUGUCCAACUGGCCACCUAUCAAGAAAACUCAACAGAUGACACCUUCCCAGAAAUCCGCUGGCACCAAACAGCCGACGUAGGCUUUGUUCCGAACCCCAGGAUGAAGAACACCUUUAUGGCUGUGGCUUUUGAUUUGCCUGACAAAACAUCACCAUACGGCAC
Nothobranchius furzeri (turquoise killifish) is the source of this 1092-nucleotide messenger RNA. The record is from RefSeq and is a predicted model, not a curated record. NCBI's taxonomy places the organism in Eukaryota, Metazoa, Chordata, Actinopteri, Cyprinodontiformes, Nothobranchiidae.